Molecule: messenger RNA, 1787 nt
Organism: Penaeus vannamei (Pacific white shrimp)
Lineage: Eukaryota; Metazoa; Arthropoda; Malacostraca; Decapoda; Penaeidae
Source: RefSeq, a predicted model, not a curated record
CACAGGAUGUAUUCUGGCAACAGUGUCGUGGUGGUUUUGUUUACAUGAGUGUCAGAGAGGCUGUCCCAGACAUUUCAAACUGAUGGGUGAUGUCGGUGAAGAUGACUUGGAAGUUAUACGCACAAUUCUGGUGGAAGUACAGCUUGCACAGUUUUUCACCAGGAUACGUGAUGACCUGCAGGUUACAAGGCUAAGCCACUUUGAGUAUGUUCAUACUGAAGACUUGGAGCGCAUUGGUCUUGGCAAACCUGCAGCCAGAAGACUGUUGGAGACUGUCAAGAAGAAGCGUGCUGCAGCUUGGAGAAAAAAUUUGGUGUCAAAGAUCUUAUCUACUGGCGGAUCCCCGUCAAGUAAGCACCGAUCACCUCCAUCAAGGACAAAUGACACUUUACCAUCUAGCCUCACCUGUCUCAUUCAGGAGAAGGACAUUGUUCAAGGACGGAAAUUAGGUGAUGGGAGCUUUGGUGUAGUAAGAAGUGGAGAAUGGACCACUGCAAAUGGACAGAUAAAAGAGGUUGCUGUCAAAAUACUGAAGCAGGAUGUCAUCCAUGUUCCUGGUGCCCUUGAUGACUUUAUACGUGAGGUUCAGGCGAUGCAUCAGCUGUCUCAUCCUAACCUCAUACAAUUGUUUGGGAUAGUCCUUUCCAAUCCGCUGAUGAUGGUGACAGAGAUUGCCCCCCUUGGCUCCUUGCUAGACCACCUUCGCAAGCAGGCAGCACAUGUUCCCAUCACAAAUGUGUGGAUGUAUGCUGUGACACUCUGGGAAACUUUCACCUUUGGGGAGGACCCAUGGGUGGGCUUGAAUGGACAACAGAUCCUGAGAAAGAUUGACCAGGAGGGAGAGCGCCUCAUAUGUCCUCCUGCAUGUCCUGGUGAUUUAUAUGACCUUAUGUUGCAGUGCUGGUCUCAUGAUCCUGGUGAACGUCCAACAUUCUCCCAAAUCUAUGAGCGUGUUGCAGGAAUUAUGCCAAUUGUUAUGAAAGCUCAGCAGCCAUGGGAUGAAGAGGGGAGACUGAAGGUGGAAGUUGGAGACCUCAUUGCAGUGAUAGAUGGCAUGCCUGAACAUUAUUGGUGGAAGGGCCAGAAUCAGAGAACCUUUCAAAUUGGAGACUUUCCACGCUGCAUUGGGGACCCUCAAAGAAGACUUGCUAAUCAAGACAUAAGCAAACCUCUUCGUAACUCCUUCAUACACACAGGUCAUGGUGGAGUCUCGGGGAAGACAUGGGGGAGUCCUGCAUUUAUCGAUGACAUGUAUCUCAGAAAUCCCAUGGAACCUCCAGAUAAACAUGGAAAACCCAUGUCUCCACGCAGAGUUAGUAAGUAAAGAAUUAAGCACCGUAUUUGGUGUACAGGAAACAGGGUGAGGUGGAGAGUACAGAACAGUAGUUGUUCAAAGCAAGAACAUAAGAUCCACUACACAGACAUGCAGCUUGUUUGUGAACAUAUAUGUUUUAUGUUGUAUUCAUUUUUUCUGUCAGUAGAUCUGAUUUAGAGUAUGUUGGAUAUUCAUUUAUUAUGUGUAGCUUGUAGAAUAUUGUGUUUAUUUAGAUCUGAGUAUGACUUUCCAUGUAGUUCUUAUAACCUUUAGUAAAGUGAAAUGUUAAGUAACUCUCACAGCUGUAGAUAGUAUAGUACUUUUUGAGAUAUAUUCCAAACUCGCCAGAUUACAUGAUUGAUUGUUCUAGAGUUCACCAAACUUUUUCCCUAACUGGGUAGGGGUUAUGGCUCUAUAUCACUUUUAUGUAUGCACAACUGCUGCUUCCUAUCAAACAUGACACUGCUUGGAU